Molecule: messenger RNA, 2197 nt
Organism: Bombus pascuorum
Lineage: Eukaryota; Metazoa; Arthropoda; Insecta; Hymenoptera; Apidae
Exons: 7
Coding region: 245-2113 (622 amino acids)
Cellular component (GO): membrane
Molecular function (GO): phosphatidylinositol bisphosphate binding
Source: RefSeq, a predicted model, not a curated record
GAUCAGUGAUACCGUUUUUGCCUACUAUUAAUUUAUUCGCGUACAAGUUUUCCGCGUUAGACUUUCCUGCAUCGAUGUGUAUCGGUGAAAUUAUCGUGAUUCAGUGAUCAAGAAGUCUUCAAAAAUUCAAGGAUUUGACGAUAAAGAUCGUCGCAACGCGACAAAAAUUCUUGUGCAUCUUCAGAAGAACUUGUUGUUUGAUUCGUUUGUUCACAGUGCAACUGGUUUAAAUUACGAAACGAAAAUGGUCAAUAAAAAGAUGAUCCCUUUGCCUUAUCCUUUUUCCUUGGAAGAAGAAUUGAAAAAAAAUUCGGAACUAAAGAUGUCGGAUAUCGAAAUGUUGAGAGAGUGGUGUGAUAAACAGCAACAUUUACCUAAACCAUCUAAUUUGCAUCUCAUUUUGUUUCUUCAUAGUAAUUAUUAUAGCAUGGAGGCAGCUAAGAAUACUAUAGAGAAUUUUUUUACUAUUAGAUCUCACGUUCCUGAGUUUUUUGAUAACAGAGAUCCUUUGGGAUCCAAAGAACUGCGGCAAGCUUUUAAUGUUGUUUUCAGUUCUGAAUUGCCCGGACUCUCGAAGCAUGGUUACAAGAUACUCUUCGGAAAGUUAAUGGAUACUAAUCCAUCGCACUAUUCUUUCGAAGAUAGUAACAAGAAUAUCUUCAUGGGAUGCGAUUUGAUUGGUUUGAAAAAUGGCACUUGCGAUGGCUAUAUUUUUAUCGCAGAUGCAUCUAACGUGACUCUCGGACACGUAGGGCGGAUGAAUCCUAUGGGGAUGAAAAAGUUAGUGAUGUACGUUCAGGAAGCCAUACCUGUUCGUAUAAAGGGCAUACAUUUUAUUAAUACUCCUUCAGUGAUGGAUGUCAUCCUGAAUAUGGCAAAACCGUUUAUGAAAAAGGAACUUUGGAACAUGAUACAUCUGCAUUCGUCGUUAAAAACACUGGAAGAAUACAUCUCUCUCGAUCUCUUACCGAAUGAAAUCGGUGGAAAAGCUGGAUCGCUAGCUGAAAUGCAGGAAGCGCGGAUAAAUGAAAUCGACAGUAAACGAGAAUGGUUCCUCGAAGAAAUGAAAUAUGGCAAGGUGGAUGAGUCGUUGCGUAUUGGAAAAAGUAACAUCGCCAAUGAUCUGUUUGGUGUCGAGGGCACAUUCAAGAAGCUCGACAUAGAUCUUCAUACAUUUUUGGAUAACAAGAUAUAUUCUUGGAACUCAAAUAUGGCAUUCCAAGGAAUAAAAUACGAAGAUGAGUUAAAGAAUAAUCCAGACCUGAAAGAGGAAGACAUGCAGAUGUUAAGAGACUGGUACAAGAAACAGCCUCAUCUACCACAAAUAACAGAUUCCGAAUUGGCGUUAUUUCUACAUAGUAAUUACUAUAGGAUGGAACCCACAAAAACGACUAUUGAUGCAUAUUACACUGUGAGGAGCCACGUACCUGAAUUCUUUUCCAAUAGAGAUCCUUUAGGAACGAAGGAAUUAAGGAAAUCUUUUCAGACAAUAACUAUUCAAGUUUUAGAGACGAAAACGCCAGAAGGUUACGCUGUUCUUUACGGAAGACUAAUCGAUACGGAUCCUUCGAAUUAUGUCUAUAACGAUGCAAUGAAAUUUUUGAGCAUGGUGCUUGAUUUGUGGCUUUACAAAGAAGGCACAACUGAAGGACACAUCAUUUUAUUCGAUAUGAAGAACGUUGUAUUCGGUCAUGCUGCUCGAUUGAAUCCGAUGGGUUUGAAGAAAUAUCUUUUUUAUUUGCAAGAGGCAUUGCCAGUUCGCUUGAAAGGGUUCCAUUUUAUGAAUAUUACGAGCGUGAUGGAUGUGAUACUGAAUAUGAUGAAACCGUUCAUGAAGAAGGAAUUGUUAGACAUGCUUCAUACACAUACAACUUUGGAUACAGUAGCGAAAUUUUUACCAGUAGAUAUAUUACCAAACGAGGCAGGUGGAAAGGCUGGUCCGUUAAUGCAACUGCACGAAAAGUCUAUCAAAAUGCUCGAGGAUAAUCGUGACUGGUUUUUGCAAGAAGAACAAACAAGGCGUGUUAAUGAAUCAUUGAGAGCAGGUAAAGGGAAAACAGCGACCGAUCUGUUUGGCGUUGAAGGCACUUUCAAGAAACUCGAUAUUGAUUAAAUGUUCAAUUGUCUAUACAGAUUUAAACAAAUUCGUUAAAGUCCACCCAUUGAGAUAAUUUAUGAAUAAAUGAGUAUAAAUGUU